AUGAGUAACCAGACGGUAGUAACAGAAUUUGUCCUUCAGGGAUUCUCAGAGACACCACAACUUCAGGUCCUCCUCUUUAUUCUCUUUCUCAUCCUCUACACAGUGGCCCUCUGUGGCAAUUCCCUCUUUGUCACAGCCAUUAUGUUCAGCUCUGGGCUCCACACCCCCAUGUACUUCUUCCUGGUCAACUUGUCUGUGUUGGAUGUUGUCUGUGCAUGUACUGUGGUUCCCAAGCUAUUGGAGAUCUUGGUUGCAGAGAAGAGAACCAUCUCAUAUGAAGGCUGCAUGACCCAGAUGUUCUUUCUGACAUGGUCUGUUGCAGCAGAGUUGCUGCUCUUUACAGCCAUGGCCUAUGAUCGCUACGUGGCCAUCUGCCAGCCCCUGCACUACAGCUCCAUGAUGAGUCCUCAGGUGUGUGCAGUGCUGGCUGGAGCUGUGUGGAGCAUCAGUGUGCUUGGGGCUGGGAUUAACACUUGUCUGAUAUUGCAACUAACCUUCUGUGGGCCCAACGUGAUAGACCACUUCUUCUGUGAGAUUCCCCCACUUCUACUACUCUCCUGCUCCUCCACAUAUAUGAAUGACGUCAUGACUGUUGUGGCAGACAUCUUCUUUGCUGUGUUGAACUUCUUGCUCACCAUGGUGUCCUAUAACUUCAUCGUCUCCACCAUCUUGAAGAUUCGCACUGCAGAGGGAAAGCUUCAUGCCUUCUCCACCUGCUCAUCUCACCUCAUCGUGGUUACUAUGUAUUACUCCACCAUCAUCUACACCUACCUGAACCCAGGAUCCAACUACUCCCCAGAGAAGAGCAAGAUCAUGGCUGUGCUCUACUCUACAGUGAGUCCCACCUUGAACCCCUUCAUCUAUACCCUGAGGAAUAAGGAUGUUAAGGCAGCCCUCCAGAAAGUCUUUAUAUUCUUAACAAAGAAACUGUAA
This is a messenger RNA of Chrysochloris asiatica (Cape golden mole), 933 nucleotides long. Its product is annotated as olfactory receptor 13A1-like. Gene Ontology annotation, biological process: G protein-coupled receptor signaling pathway. Gene Ontology annotation, molecular function: olfactory receptor activity; G protein-coupled receptor activity. The transcript has a single exon. Bases 1 to 933 code for a protein of 310 amino acids. The record is from RefSeq and is a predicted model, not a curated record. Gene Ontology annotation, cellular component: membrane. NCBI's taxonomy places the organism in Eukaryota, Metazoa, Chordata, Mammalia, Afrosoricida, Chrysochloridae.